Messenger RNA from Cricetulus griseus (Chinese hamster), 1382 nucleotides. Lineage: Eukaryota; Metazoa; Chordata; Mammalia; Rodentia; Cricetidae. The record is from RefSeq and is a predicted model, not a curated record.
AUGGAACCCGACGACUUUGAUCCUGAAGAUAAAGAGAUUCUGAGCUGGGAUAUUAACGACAUGAAACUGCCACAGAACGUGAAAAAGACUGACUGGUUCCAGGAGUGGCCCGACUCCUACGUGAAACAUAUCUACAGCUCAGAUGACAGGAAUGCUCAGCGCCACCUGAGCAGCUGGGCCAUGCGCAACACCAACAACCACAACUCCCGAAUCCUUAAGAAGUCGUGCCUGGGAGUGGUGGUGUGCAGCAGGGACUGCUCCACAGAGGAGGGCCGCAAGAUCUACCUGAGACCGGCCAUCUGUGACAAAGCCCGGCAGAAGCAACAGAGGAAAUGCUGUCCCAACUGCAAUGGUCCCCUGAAGCUUAUUCCCUGCCGAGGCCACGGGGGAUUUCCGGUCACCAACUUUUGGAGGCACGACGGACGCUUCAUAUUUUUCCAGUCCAAAGGAGAACAUGACCAUCCCAAGCCAGAAACCAAACUGGAAGCAGAGGCGAGAAGAGCCAUGAAGAAAGUGCACAUGGCAUCGGCCUCUGGCUCCUUGCGGAUGAAGGGAAGCCCAGAAACAAAGGUUCUUCCAAGUGAAAUACCGAGUCAGGGAAGUUUACCUUUAACUUGGUCAUUCCAGGAAGGCGUCCAACUGCCCAGCAGUUACAGCACACCUUUAAUAGCUAACGCCUCCCAGCAGAACUCCCUGAAUGAUUGCCUAUCCUUUCCCAAGAGUUACGAUUUGGGGGGAACCACUGAGCUGGAAGAUCCAACUUCCACCUUGGACCCCACUAUGCUCUAUGAGAAAUGCAAAUUCUCCAGCAGUGGGAUCUACAGCAGUGAAGACCAGUUUCAGCCUCCUGUCCCUGGAGUCUACACAGAUUAUGACGAUCUGCAAGCCUGGAAUAAAAAUGCUUCCUUGGGGAGAAAUCCUAACGACGACACCUGCUAUCCCAACUAUCCUCUGCCUGUGUCCAGCUGGCCCUGUGACUUCUUUCCCUCCCAGAACUCUUUGGAGCACUUUCCCCAACAGAUCCCACUAGAAGCAGCUGCAGCCCAAACUGGCUGUCAUCCACUGUGGUCCAAUCCAGGAGGUGAACCUUAUGAAGAGAAAGUGCCGAUGGAUUUCAACAGCUAUGUGCCUUCCCUCACGUACCACUCACCUCAGCAGGACCCCUUUCUGCUCUCCUAUGGCUCUCACCCUCAGCAGCAAUACUCACUGCCCAGCAAGAACAGCAAGUGGGAUUUUGAGGAAGAGGUGGCAUGCACAGGCUUGGAUCACUUCAACAACGAAAUGUUUCUAAACCUCUGUCCUUUAAGAUGAGUCAUGAAUCUCAAAUUGUUAAAGAGCUAGAAGAAUAAUACCCUUUGGAAAUGGGCUUCAAAGCAUAGCCU